AUGGCCUCUUUCCAUCUUGUAGCAAUCAUAAUGGCUUUGAUGGUUUCUUCUUUACAUUCUUUACCGUCUGGUAGGAUGAUAUCAGAGUCCUCUUCCGUUUCUUCUCCACCUGAAUUGCAGCCAAAUCCUCCACUCUCUCCAGACGUUUCUCCUCUUUUGCCUUCUACUGGUGGGGUGGUGCCUCCUCCCACUGGAUCAUCAUUACCAACCAUCCCCUCUGAUUCUACACAGAAUCCUGAUAUGAUGGGCCCUGUUGGCCCGGAUGCUGCCUUCGCGCCAUCAGGGUCGUUGCAGACUUCCUUGACAGAGUCGAGAUUAAUAGUAACUGGGUUGAAACUUGGAAAUUUUAUUGGUUUCUUGGCUUAUUGUCCUUGUGGCUUGGAUACCAUGGUUGCACCAUUUGGGUCUUCUUCGACAGGGUCGAGAAAUCCAGUAAAAGAAUUACUACGUGGAACUUUUGUUGGGUUCUUGGCUUAUUCGUUGGUUCUGUUUUUGGUGAUCUGA
Fraxinus pennsylvanica is the source of this 504-nucleotide messenger RNA. The record is from the annotation of a GenBank genome assembly. NCBI's taxonomy places the organism in Eukaryota, Viridiplantae, Streptophyta, Magnoliopsida, Lamiales, Oleaceae.